AUGGUCCGAGCAUUUGAGCUGGGCAGUGAGGCAGUGGUCCAGUGGUACAGUGUUAGCAGUAGCUACUCCUGCGACCGCCUCGCCGACAUCGCCGCGGCGGAAGCAGCAGCGAAUUCAUCGGGAAACGACGACGAAUUCGAGUUCGUCUCCUUCAGCUGCGCGGAUCCCGACGCAAUUGAAUUAGGAGACCGCCAGCAACUGGUCUCCUCUGUUUUCUACCCGGGGCGAGGAGAAAUCGGCAGCCGAUCGGAAGGCGAAACCGUCGCCGGAAGAGCUGCGAAAACGGCGGCGUCGGCACACGAGGUGUUUUAUACGAAGAGCAGAGCGUUGAAAGAUGGGGAUCGGCGGUGGUCGUAUCUGUCCUACCGUCAGGAGCUUCUCGUCGGAUUCUUCUCAAAUGUGAAUGGUUUCAGCAGGACGUUGACUCCAUUUUAG
This is a messenger RNA of Linum tenue, 435 nucleotides long. NCBI's taxonomy places the organism in Eukaryota, Viridiplantae, Streptophyta, Magnoliopsida, Malpighiales, Linaceae. The record is from the annotation of a GenBank genome assembly.